AUGGCACUGGCUCAGGAGCUCUAUGCCAUUCCAGCUGCCAAGCUGGACUCCUUUGUGGCUCAGUGGUUACAGCCCACCUGGGAAUGGAAAGAAGAGGUGUUGGAGGUGGUGCGGACCGUGGAGCAAUUCCUGAGGCAGGAGAACUUCCAGGGAGAACGUGGCCUCGACCAGGAGGUGCGGGUGCAGAAGACGGUCAAGGUGGGCUCCUUUGGGAAUGGCACAGUGCUCAGGAGUACUGCGGACCUGGAGCUGGUGGUGUUCCUGAGCUGUUUCCACAGCUUUCAGGAAGAGGCCAAGUACCACCACGCUGCUCUGAGCCUGAUGUGGAGAAAGGUGUGCUACAGCCAGGACCUGCUGGCCCUCGGGCUCAGGGACCUGAGAAUGACUCAAGGAGUCCCCGGUGCUCUCGUCUUCACCAUCCACACCAGGGACACCGGGGAGCCCAUGCAAGUCACCGUCGUGCCUGCCUAUCAAGCCCUGGGACCUUCAGUUCCCAACCCUCAGUCACUCCCUGAGGUCUAUGUAAAUCUGAUCAAAGCCAACGGCUACCCUGGCCAUUUUUCUCCAUCCUUUGGAGAGCUGCGGAGAAACUUCGUGAGACACCGACCAACUAAGCUGAAGAGUUUCUUGCGGUUGGUCAAGCAUUGGUACCAACAGUAUGUGAAAGCCAAGUGUCCCAGGGCCAAUCUGCCUCCCUUCUAUGCCCUUGAGCUAUUGACCAUCUAUGCCUGGGAAGUGGGCACCUGGGAGGAUACAAACUUUAGGUUGGAUGAAGGCCUUACCACUGUGAUGGAAUUACUCCAGGAGUAUGAACUCAUCUGCAUCUACUGGACCACGUUCUACACCUUACAGAAUCCAGUCAUUGAGGCCUUUGUCAGAAAACAGCUCAAAAAAGAAAGGCCCAUCAUCCUGGACCCGACAGACCCCACCCACAAUGUGGCAGAAGGGUACAGAUGGGAUAUAGUUGCUCAGAGGGCUACCCAGUGCCUGAAACAGGACUGUUGUUAUGACAAGAGGGACACCCCUGUCCCCAGCUGGACUGUGAAGAGAGCCCGAGAUAUUCAGGUGACGGUGGAGCAGUGGGGUCACUCCGACUUGACCUUCUGGGUGAACCCUUAUGACUCCAUAAAGAAGGUCAAGCAGAGAAUCCAACGGAGCCGGGCCUUCUGGGGCCUGCAGCGCCUGUCCUUCCAGGAGCCCGGAGCUGAGCGGCAGCUUCUCAGCAGCCAGUGCUCUCUGGCCUCUUACGGGAUCUUCUCGGACACCCACAUCUACCUGUUGGACACCAUCUCCCCCGAGAUCCAGGUCUUCGUGAAGAAUCCAGAUGGAGGAAGUGACGCCUAUGCCGUCCACCCCAGUGACUUCAUCCUAAACCUGAAGCAGCAGGUGGAAGAGAGGCAUGGGCUGCACAGCAAGCAACAGCAGUUACAGUUCCGGGGCCAGGUCCUGCACGACUUGUGGGAUUUCUCAUUCUACGGCAUCCAAGACAGCGUCACCCUCGUCCUGUCCAAGAAGAGGGAGGGCAAGGCUCCAUUUGCACCCAGAUAGUUCCUCUGGAAACUUCUCCGUACUUGUGUAAUCUGUCUCACGCCAAUGUCAGUCUAUCCAUCAGCCCCAGUUCUCUACUGGGCCCCAUGUCUUCCCAGUACCUUGCUGGUAGAGGACUGGGAGAAAUAUGAGAAUGAAUACAUACAGGACAAUGGCCACACCCUGUGUGACAAGAGAAUUCUGACCCAUGACCUCCUGAAGCCACUGUGUAGGAGGCCAAACCGUCCCUUUGCAGCACUCAACCCAAAUCUCUCAGGAAGUGCUAGAGGGCUGGCUCAGAGGAAGCCAGAUGAUCUCCCCAAACAGCCACAUAGACAUCCAGCCCUGCUUCUCUCAUCCACCUUCCCCACGCCAACAACCUCGGUCAAGGCAUACCUGAAACUUUCCCAUUUUCUUCUAGGCCUUUCUAGUCCCCUGCCUACCUCUGGCCAUCUGUCAAAGGCAAGGGGUAGAGCCUGGUUGCUUUGCAAGUUGAGGAAAAAAUCUGCCUGUGUUAAUUCUCAUUUGGAUAGUCUUUGUUCAUUUUCCACAGUUACCGAUGCCACCCUAAUGGUUAAUUACUUAGUCAUUUUAGUCUCUCAACUCAGGAUUGAGGAUGGUAGGGAAAAAGAGAUGAAAAGAGGCAAAGAGAUGGGAGACCGAAGAUGAGCCAGUGUAAAUCUUGGGUCUCAGGGGAUGGCUCUGUGGUUAGCAGUGUUUGGGGUGGAAGCCUGAGUAUCUGAGUUCAGAUCUCAGAACCCACGUAAAGCCAGAUGCAGUAACACAAGCAUCUGUAGUCCUACUGUGCCUAAGAUGAGAUGAGAGGCAGAGACAGGAGCAUCGCCCAGAACCUGCAAGUCAGCUAGCCUGGUGCAUGCAGCAGUGAACCAGAGACCCUACCUCAAGCAAGGUGAAUGGAGAGGCCCAACACAAGAGACAGUCCUCUGACACAGUGGCCAUGGUAUUCAUGACCUCGCAGUGGCUGAUGCUGCUACACAAGACCUGCAUGAUAGGAGGGGGAAAUGAUGACAGC
Molecule: messenger RNA, 2560 nt
Organism: Jaculus jaculus (lesser Egyptian jerboa)
Lineage: Eukaryota; Metazoa; Chordata; Mammalia; Rodentia; Dipodidae
Gene: Oasl
Product: 2'-5'-oligoadenylate synthetase like
Exons: 6
Coding region: 1-1548 (515 amino acids)
Biological process (GO): negative regulation of viral genome replication; defense response to virus; regulation of ribonuclease activity
Cellular component (GO): nucleoplasm; cytosol; membrane
Molecular function (GO): double-stranded RNA binding; nucleotidyltransferase activity; protein binding
Source: RefSeq, a predicted model, not a curated record